Lucilia cuprina (Australian sheep blowfly) is the source of this 2720-nucleotide messenger RNA. RefSeq lists its product as uncharacterized. The transcript has 6 exons. Gene Ontology annotation, molecular function: monocarboxylic acid transmembrane transporter activity. The record is from RefSeq and is a predicted model, not a curated record. Bases 603 to 2522 code for a protein of 639 amino acids. Gene Ontology annotation, biological process: monocarboxylic acid transport; transmembrane transport. NCBI's taxonomy places the organism in Eukaryota, Metazoa, Arthropoda, Insecta, Diptera, Calliphoridae.
UUGUUAUCAAGAGUUAAACUGUUAACAAUCGUUGUAGAACAAACGGAAUGAAAAAAAAACUAAAUUAUAGAAACUGAUAAAGAUAACUUUAUCGAUCUAUUAUAGUUCAGCCUAUAAACAAAGGUGUAUGGUACUUGUUGAUACAACCAAUAUAGACAAUUUUUUUGCUUUUUAGCACACGCUGUUAACACUCACUACUAACAGGUGUUAAUUUAAAGUGCAGUCAAUCAUUUGUACUAAACAUAAAUACUAGACAUUUAACUAAAUCGGAAAUGUUUUUACAAAAAUUCUUGUGUAUUUUCAAAUAAUUUUAGAAAAAAAAACUAUAAAAAUUGUUUAAAAAUACAUUGAAUUAAAGAAUCAUCACAAAGAAAUGCACAAAAAAUCGUCUAAACAUAAACUGCAAUUACGUAUAAACACAAAGUUUUCUAAAUAAAAACACAACUUUAUAGCCAGUCGUCGUCAUCUCGUCCCUAUUCACAGACUCCUCGAACUAACACCACCACCAACAUUAACCACACCAAUAUUAACAGCAACAACAAACAGCGAGAGGCAACAACAUCUGUAAUAUUUUCUAUAUACUAGAGAGUCAGCCAACGUUAAUGGAGUCUUCAUCACGUAAAAAACACAAAAAAGAAAAUCCUUAUGCUUCCGUCUAUAAUGCCACUACCAUCCCACUCAAUGCCAAUAAUAAAUGUAAGGAAAAAAUUGUUGCUACAAAAACGAAGAAACCGCCGCGUCGUGAUAAAAGCGAUUUGGGAGAAAAUUUUAUAGCACCUGAUGGUGGGUGGGCAUGGAUUGUUUGUAUUGCAGCCGGUGUCUCAAAUUUAACAAUUUAUCCUUGUAUUCAACAAUUUGGCUUUAUAUUUCGUGAUCGUCUGAUUAAACUGGGUCUUACAAAUUCACAGAUCACAACAAUUAUUAAUACACAUCCUGCGGUAUCAGCGUGUACAGGUCUUCUCAAUGGACCCAUGUUUAGACGUUUUACAUUUCGUCAAGUAGCCCUGAUUGGCUCAAUAUUAAUAUUUUUUGGAAUACUUCUAACAGCAUUUUGUGAGACAUUUUUAGAAUAUAUCAUCACAUAUGCUUUACUAUUUGGUUUUGGUGCUGGCAUCACUGUAUCCGCCUCAACAUUGGCCGUUAAUACAUAUUUUAAGAAUAAACGUAGAAAAGCUUCAGGUUUUUCGUGGACUAUAACCGGUCUGGGUCCUAUAGUACUGCCUCAUAUAGUCACCUCAUUGGUUGCUCUUUAUGGAGUACAAGGCACUUUAUUUAUAUUUGCAGCUUUGUCGCUGCACACCUUUAUGGCUGCUUUAAUCUUUGAACCCGUAUCAUAUCAUGCCCCUAAAACGACUGAAGAAGCGGCGAAAAUACCCUCUGUGAUGGUAGAGCAACCACAACUUUUGUGUAAAUAUUGUGAAAUGCAACAGAAAAAAGAGACGGGUUUAUUCUCCUCGCAGUAUUUGUAUCAGGAAGAUGAUGAAAAUACACCGGGUUUUGAAAUAAUAGAACCCGGAACACCUAUGUUGUCCCGAGCCAAUGAUGGUUUAUAUGGCUCCCGACUAUCGCUGGCUUCGAAAAGAAGACUACGUUUUCGCACCAUAUCUAGUUCAAAAGAUCUAGAGAAUACCACACGCAUAACACGUUUAAUAAGUGAGGAUGAAGAAUUAAAGCAAAAGACUAGUUUUAAGCCUAAUAAUUUCAAUAUCGAAAGAGAUGAAUCACAUAAGGGCAGUCUAAAUAAACGUUUUGGUGGUAGCCAACUUAAAUGUACCUGUGCCGAGGAGAGAGCUUUAAUGGAACUUAAUAGAAUAGAAGCAUAUGAUGCUGAAAAUUCCACGAAAGACAAACAGCUGGAAGAUUCAAAUGAGGACUUACAAUUAACCUUUUUCGAGAAAGUAGUGGCCUUUUUUGAUUUGGAUCUCUUAAGAGACUUUUCAUUUGUUAAUCUUGUAGCUGGUUUGACCAUGAUCAAUUUUGGUGAAUUAAAUUUUUCCAUAUUGACACCGUUUAUUUUAAAUGAUUUUGGUUUAGAGACUUCACAAAUUACUCUAUCCAUAUCGGUGCUGGGUGGUUUAGAUGUUGCCACCAGAUUUCUGGUGCCAUUUUUAACUGAAAAAAUUGCCUGGGAUAAUAGAGUCUUCUUUCUUAUCGGUGUUGUGGGCAUUUCUAUAGGCCGCACAGUGGUGGCCUGUACCAGAUCGUUUCCAGUCAUAAUAUCAACAUUUGCCGUUAUAGGCGUAUUUAAAGGAGUACGUACAAUAUUUUGGCCACUGGUUAUACCCAGUUGUGUACCUUUAAAACGUUUGCCAGCAGCAUCCGGCUUGCAAUUGUUAAUAUCAGGUAUAUUUACUUUAGCAUGCGGACCCUUUGUAGGUUUGGUGCGCGAUCGUUACAAUUAUGCCAUUGCCUUACAUUGUCUCAAUAUGAUGACAUUUUUAGCGGCGGCUUGUUGGAUCCUAGAGGCUUUAAUACGUCGUUAUUUACAGAAGCCAAGUACAUUAAGUGAUGAACCAAGAUGAUAAUAAAAAAAAAUCACAGUUUUAUAUUACGUUUUUCUUUGUUUUCUUUUUAUUAUUUUCUACUUUAAAUGUAUUAUUUUCUUUUUUAUUGUUUUCAUAGUUUUUUUUUAGAUUUUAAUGUUUACAUGGAAGUAUCUAUCUCACACUCUAUCCUAAUAUAUUGUAUGUGUAUAUAAGUAAUAAAUCUCUUUGUAAGUU